This is a messenger RNA of Mollisia scopiformis, 1669 nucleotides long. Its product is annotated as mannose-6-phosphate isomerase. Lineage: Eukaryota; Fungi; Ascomycota; Leotiomycetes; Helotiales; Mollisiaceae. Bases 1 to 1209 code for a protein of 402 amino acids. Gene Ontology annotation, cellular component: cytosol. The record is from RefSeq and is a predicted model, not a curated record. Gene Ontology annotation, molecular function: mannose-6-phosphate isomerase activity; zinc ion binding. Gene Ontology annotation, biological process: carbohydrate metabolic process; GDP-mannose biosynthetic process. The transcript has 6 exons.
AUGUCUUCGUCUAUUAUUCAGCUUGAGUGUCAAUGCAACAAGGGAAAGGAUUCUCUUGCUGCUCGUUAUGCAGCUGCUACACCUGGGGGACAUUUCAAGCUUGACGAGUCAAAGGAGUAUGCCGAGCAAUGGAUGGGAACAUACCCAACCACACCCUCCCUGGUUUUGUCCACUGGAGAAGAGCUUCAAAAGCACCUGAACGCAAACAAAGAGAAGCUCAUGGGCAAACCGAUCCUAAACAAAUUUGGAGCCGACCUGCCAUAUCUUCCUAAAAUCCUGUCCAUUGCAAAAGCACUACCUCUCCAGAUCCACCCCGACAAAGACCUAGCGGCCAAGCUACAUCAGAAAGAUCCCGAGAAAUUUGGAGACGCAAACCAUAAGCCCGAGAUUGCCGUUGCUUUGGGAAAGUUUGAAGUAUUCGUUGGCUGGAAACCACUUCUCGAGAUCCAAGCCUUAUUCAACAACAUCCCGAUUCUAAAGUCCAAAUCCAUCAGCUCCUCGCAAACACAUUUCAACACAGAGACUUUGAAGGGUAUUGUUGGGGAAAUGCUGAGUGCGCCAGACUCUGAAAUUGUGGAGAUAUAUGAGACAUUGAAGAAGACACCUGCAAAAGAUUUUGGAAAACAUACUUAUAUCCCGGAACUGCUGCCAAGAUUGGCUGAGCAGUAUGACAAGUCUGACCCAGGGAACCUUGUUGCACUCCUUACCAUGAACUACUUGGUGUUGCAGAAGGGAGAUGCAAUUUAUGUUCCAGCUGAUGGGAUUCACGCCUACCUGAGCGGUGAUAUCGUUGAGUGCAUGGCACGCUCAGACAAUGUGCUCAACACGGGCUUCUGUCCUCGUGCUGAUCGAGAUUCAAUCGACCUAUUUACCGCUGCUCUCACAUUCAGUCCUAAAAAUGCCGAGGAGGCGAUGUUGAAGCCGAAACCAUCAGACAAGGGGAGCAAAGGCCACACAAAGAUCUUGGCACCACCCAUGAGCGAGUUCGACAUGCUGGUUACUGAAUUGGGUGCUGGUGAGAGCGAGACGAUCAAGCCUUUACAAGGGCCCGGUAUCUUGAUCGUGACAGGUGGAAAGGGAGUCAUGAAAGCAGAGGGGAAAGAACAUGAAGUGAAGGAAGGAUAUGUGUUUUUUGUUGGCUACAACACAGAACUUGAGCUUAUAGCCGAGUCCGGCCUUGAGACGCACCUCGCAUUUGCAGAGGCAUAAAUAGAUCCAUAGAGGAGCAUCAAGAGAUUGCAACAUUGAGAACAGUUAUGUAUCAACUCAUUCGCCUCUGGGUCCUCGUGUAAGCAUCAUGCCGAAGCAGGAAAACCAGCACCAACGAUCCGAAAGAAAAGUGGCAUAGCGACAGAGUGUUGACGAAACCCGCGGUCACCGGUAAUGAAACGAGAACAAGACGCUCGGGUUUCGAGGCUCCAGCUAGGUGGUAAAUAUAUGCACACAGACUAGUCGACACGAUACUGGGCAGGAUCUCGUGGCAACUUAAGAGUGUGCAAAGUAGGAAGUAAUGACGGUUCAAAAUGGACAACAUAUAUGCGAUAAAGUCAUUCUAUGGUGCCUGGGCAGUAGUUUACAAAAUCCUCGUGUCCCCAACACCUCGCUAGAAACAAGAAAAAUGCAAGUCAAUCAUCAAAGAGUCUUUCGUUCUUCAGUCGCAGAUGAAGUG